This is a messenger RNA of Lonchura striata (white-rumped munia), 1191 nucleotides long. The record is from RefSeq and is a predicted model, not a curated record. NCBI's taxonomy places the organism in Eukaryota, Metazoa, Chordata, Aves, Passeriformes, Estrildidae.
GGCGCGGCCGCCGCCCCGCACGGACGGGCUCGCUCCGCGCUCCGCCAUGGCCGACUCCGCCGCGCAGUCCUCGCUCGUCUCCUCCAGCUCCUCUGCCGCCUCCCUCGCCUCCUCCUCCUCCUCCUCCACGCGGGCCGGGGGCUGCGUGGGCGGCAGCUCCAUGUCGUGCGCCGCGCUGCAGGAGCUGCUGUUCUGGCGGGACGUGAGGAAGAGCGCGGUGGCCUUCGGCGCCAGCCUGGUGCUGCUGCUGUCGCUGGCCACGCUCAGCGCCGUCACCGUGGUGGCCCACGUGGCGCUGGCCCUGCUCUCGGUCACCAUCAGCCUCCGCGUCUACAAGGCCGUGGUGCAGGCGCUGCAGAAAUCCGAGGAGGGGCACCCCUUCAAAACUUACCUGGACCUGGACGUGACCUUGUCCCCCGAGACCUUCCAGGCGCACGCGGCCGUGGUGGCCCGGCGCCUCAACCGGGGCCUGCAGCUGCUCAUCCGCCUCUUCCUGGUGGAGGAUCUGGUGGAUUCUCUGGAGCUCGCCCUGACCAUGUGGUUGAUGACCUACGUGGGAGCCGUUUUCAACGGCAUCACCCUCCUCAUCCUCGCCGACAUCUUGGCCUUCACCCUCCCGCCCCUCUACGAGAAAUACCAGGUGCAGAUCAAUCACUACAUGGGCCUCAUCCGCCAGCAGACCAAGGACCUCAUGGCCAAGAUCCAGGCGAAGCUCCCGGGUCUGGUCAAGAAGAAGCCGGAAUAAACCCCAGGAUGGGGGAGGGGAAAUUUGGGGGUACCCACAGCGGUGCCCCCCCCACUCCAAGCUUGUCUUUCCCCACCCCCCCAAACUCCACCCACCCCCCCAAAUUCGUUCCCUUCCCCCAGUCUCACAGUGACGUCCGUCUGUGCCCCCCCCUCUUGAAACUGGGAGGGCUGAACCCCAAAAUCGCCUCCCCUGGGUUGGGUCCCCCCGGGGGGGCCCCCCAAGCUCGUUCCUGUCCCCCCCGUUUUAUUUUUUUAACGUUAAUUGAGGUGAAAUGUCUGUAACUGCUGUAAAUGGGGGAGGGGGGGCUCAGCCCUCCCCACAGCCCCCCCAAACUGCGCCCCCCGAGCCCCCCCUCGCUGAGAGGGGGGUGGGAAAUGGGGGAGACCCCCCCCCAAAUCCACCCGCGGGGCUGCGGCUACAAUAAAACACCGCCACAAGGCUGG